Messenger RNA from Suillus bovinus, 885 nucleotides. RefSeq lists its product as uncharacterized. The transcript has 2 exons. The record is from RefSeq and is a predicted model, not a curated record. Lineage: Eukaryota; Fungi; Basidiomycota; Agaricomycetes; Boletales; Suillaceae. Bases 1 to 885 code for a protein of 294 amino acids.
AUGCCUUCCUCCAAGAACUCGUCUUCCUCCUCUCUUGAAUCAUUCCACAUCAAGCUUGACACAGCUCGGAGGCAAGCCAUUGUCGAGGCUGCUCUUCUCUCCCCCUCUUGUAUUCUACAUUUUGAACAUUUCUUUGCUGAUGACGAGGAUGCCCUCGCCCAGAUUACCACUUUCCGUUCCAUGAACCUCAUUGUUGCCUAUGCCUCCCUGCACCCUGACGCUACUCAGUCACAUCUUAUCAUAUCCCAAGCCAUAAAAAUCAAGCAUCUUACAAUGAAAAUCCUUAUUAGAAAGAAAAUUGAGGACGCGCUCCUCUCCCCUGACUUCCCUUGCGCCAGAGACUCUCUCUGCUCACAAUCCUAUUGUUAUACCGCAUCACCGGAACCUGUCGAACAGCUUGCUGUUCGCACUGGUGGAGCCCCUCGUCGUGCAAGAAAGCAGAAAAGAGAAGUCGCCUUUGGCGUCAGACUUUCCUGCCCUAUCCGACCUCGACCUGAAUCUAUUAAGGAAGAGAAGGAAGAUCAGGAGGAUAUCAUCAUCACUCCUUACACCCACACCCAGUCCAAAGAGACCUUCCGUGAUCGCUGUGGAAACUACACCUCCACCAUCACCUGUCGGUACUGCAGCCUUGAAGGCCAUCGGCAGAUCAACUGCCCCCGUUAUUAUUGCCACGUAUGCAUGACUCAUGUGCCAAAACAUCUCUCUGCAUUCUGCCCUGAUCUUAAGGGUACUAAAAUUAUUAACGCCAAACCAGGCACUCAUGCAUUCCAUUAUCAACUCAAACAAUGGGAGAACACUCGCGAUAACGAAGCUGAUGAAUUCGAGGCGCAGGUCACCCGUGACGCUGAUCUUGACCCGGAGCUCUAUAGGAACGAGGAUUUCUGA